Oenanthe melanoleuca is the source of this 2009-nucleotide messenger RNA. Its product is annotated as erythroblast NAD(P)(+)--arginine ADP-ribosyltransferase-like. The transcript is spliced from 2 exons. The record is from RefSeq and is a predicted model, not a curated record. Lineage: Eukaryota; Metazoa; Chordata; Aves; Passeriformes; Muscicapidae. The coding region runs from base 146 to 1741 and encodes 531 amino acids. Gene Ontology annotation, molecular function: NAD+-protein-arginine ADP-ribosyltransferase activity; NAD+ poly-ADP-ribosyltransferase activity.
CCUGGCCUGUCCCUGUGCUGUCCCGUCUCCCUGGCCUGGCCCCUCUCCUGUCCCCUGUCCCCGUUGCCACCUCCUCAGAGCAGCACCGGCCGCACCCCCCGAGUCUCUGCAGCGCUUGGGUGUCCCUGGGCUGUCCCUGCCCACCAUGGAUCUGCUGUCCCUGCUGCUGCUGCUGCUGCUGGCAGCGGCCCCGGCCCCCGGCGCCCGCCGCCGGGAGCGCGACAGCGACAUCAGGGAGAUUGCGCUGGGCAUGGCCCCCAACUCCUUCGAUGACCAGUACCAGCGCUGCCGCCUCAAAAUGCUGCGGGCGCUGCCGGCGCUCAACCGCUCCGAGUUUGGCCGGAACAGCGCCUACGCCGAGGCCUGGGCCAAGGCCGCGGCCCACUGGCGCAGCCGGGCCUGGGCGGGCUCCAGCCGGGAUGAACCGGGCUCCAGCCGGGCCUGGGCAGGUUCCAGCCAGGCCUGGGUGGGCUCCAGCCGGGCUGAACCGGGCUCUAGCCAGGCCAAACCAGACUCCAGCCAGGCUGAACCGGGCUCCAGCCCAGGUUCCAGACGGGCAGAGCUGGGUUCCAGCCGGGCCUGGGUGGGCUCCAGCCAGGCCUGGGCAGGUUCUAGCCGGGCCUGGCUGGGCUCCAGCUGGGACGAACCGGGUUCCAGCCAAGAUGAACCGGGUUCCAGCCAGGCCUGGGUGGGCUCCAGCCGGGAUGAACCAGGUUCCAGGCAGGCCGAGCUGGGUUCCAGCCAAGAUGGGCUGAGCUCCAGCCAGGCCUGGCCAGGUUCUAGCCAGGCCUGGCCAGGUUCCAGCUGGGCUGAACCGGGUUCCAGCUGGGCCUGGGUGGGCUCCAGCCGGGCUGAGCCGGGCUCCAAACAGGCCUGGUUGAGUUCCAGCCGAACUGGGCCAGGUUCCAGCCGGGCCAAACCGGGCUCCAGCUGGAUUGGACCGGGCUUCAGCCAGGUUGGGCCGGGCUCCAGCCAGGCUGAACUGGGCCCCAGACCGAGUUCCAGCUCGGGUUCCAGCCGGGCCUGGUCAGGUUCUAGCCGGGCCUGGUCAGGUUCCAGCCCAGGUUCCAGCUGGGCCUGGUCAGGUUCCAGCCAGGCCGGGCCAAGCUCCAGCUGUGGCUCCAGCAGGACCAAGCCACGCUCGCUGCUGCGGCCAGAGCAGGCCAUCGCCCUGCUGGCCUACACCAUGGAAGAGCGCUUGUACGUGGAGUUCAACAGGGCCUCGCGCAAGAUGGGGCGCACCCGCCGGGAGUACCUGAAAAAUUUCCACUUCAAGGUGCUGCAUUUCCUGCUGACCGAGGCGCUGAGGGCCCUGCGGGGCGCCCAGAGCCACCCGCGGUGCCUGCACGUGUUCCGCGGCGUCAACAGGAUCCGCUUCACCGCCCGGCCCGGGCAGAUCGUGCGCCUGGGCCAGUUCGCCUCCUCCUCCCUGCUGAGGAACGUCAGCGACUUCUACGGCACCACCACCACCUUUGAGGUGCUCACCUGCCACGGCGCCGACAUCCGCCGCUACUCCACCUACCCCGAGGAGGAGGAGGUGCUCAUCCCGCCCUACGAGACCUUCAACGUCACCGGAGUCACCUGGCAAGGGGACGAGGUCCUCAUCCAGCUGCGCUCGCACGGCGUGCACAGCAAAUACAACUGCGCCUGGUUCCGAGAAGCGUCCCCAGAGCCCCCCCAGGCCUCACUGGGCUCCUCCUGGCAGCACUGGCAGCUGUCACUGGCCCCCCCUGAGCCAUGAGGCCACCGUGCCUGGUGAAGACAAUGAGCCAGGGAUGGAACCUCUGGUGUCACCAGGAAGGCAGAACUGGCUGGGGAGGCAGAGAGGCCCCUGCAGGGUGGACACUGGAACAGCCCUGUGGCCACCCUCCCUGAGUCAUGGCUGGGGUGCAGGGUGCAGCUCCCAGGGAUUGGAGGAAGUGGCACAGCAGGGAUUUUCUUCUCCUUUUGGAUUUUUUCUCCUUUCCCAUAAUUUUCUUUGAAAUUAUUAAACUGGUUCUUAGUUCAUG